Messenger RNA from Ruditapes philippinarum (Manila clam), 669 nucleotides. RefSeq lists its product as uncharacterized. The transcript has 3 exons. The coding region runs from base 1 to 669 and encodes 222 amino acids. Lineage: Eukaryota; Metazoa; Mollusca; Bivalvia; Venerida; Veneridae. The record is from RefSeq and is a predicted model, not a curated record.
AUGAAAGGUGGAAAAGCUCAAGGACCUGACAAGAUCCCACCAGAGGCGAUAAAAGCAUCAGCAGAAGUCACAGUAGAAAUCAAGCUAGACCUCAUCCAAUACAUCUGGGACACAGAAGAGGUUCCUGCAGAGUGGCAAUCAGGGUACAUAGUAAAGUUACCAAAGAAAGGUAAUCUGAGCGAAUGCAAUAAUUGGAAAGGAAAACGUUCGACUCGGUGGACAGGGACACAAUAUGGAAGAUACUGUGGUACUAUGGCCUUCACACUGGAAGACCUUGAUUACGCAGAUGACAUUGUUCUCCUGUGCCAUACCUGCAACCAGAUACAGACGAAAACAACAAGAAUGCAAGAAAUAGCCAGAAAAGCCGGACUAGAGAUCAACGUUGUCAAAACAAAGUGUAUCAGAAUAAAUCCAGGAAAUACACAGAGUAUUGACAUCGGAGGACAAGUCAUUGAAGACGUUGAUACCUUCACAUAUCUGGGCAGCAUUGUCAGUAAGACAGGAGGCACAGAGGAAGACAUCAGGGCUAGGAUAGGAAAAGCCCGCCAUGCUUCUGCUAAAUUAAGGCCAGUGCGGAAGAAUCACAACAUUCACCUGAAGGCUUUUCAACAGCAACGUGAAGACCGUUCUCCUGUAUGGUGGUGCAGAAAUAUGGAGAAGGACCAAUAG